AUCAACUUGGGAUGAAACUACUAAAUUUGAACAAGGCCCUACGUCACUAACGCCUCAACGUGCCGGUGUGUGCAGUCUGCCAGUUUAGUGAGACCUUGUUCCAGUCCACACUUUCGAAGAAGCGUCUUCCUUGGACUACCGUGGAGGGUCGAUGUUGUGUGUUUGGAUUAAAACAUGCUGCCCAAGCGCUCCACUUUCGACCAUCUUAAAGAUAAAAACAUGCCAUCCAAGAGCUCCACUUUCAGACACCUUAAACCUUUGUCAGCAUAUGGAAGGGCGGCAUUUGCUGAGAGGGAUCGGAACAAGUUUCCGGAACCAAUUACUAAUUUUAAAAGUGAUUUGUUCAACAACAGAGCGACCAAGCGGAAACUGGAUGAUUCCAUUCAGGAUAGCUACUUUGAGACUCCAGCAAAGAAACCAGAAAUCAGUUGCAAUGUGUCAAGGCCAGAUGAAGACCGUUUCAUAUCCCACGACAGUCCUCUCAUGGGACAAACCCCCCAUCUUGGCCAAUCUCAGGCCUCACCGUUUGCUAAAACGCGGCCCAUCAAAUUGACAACCAGUGAAUCUGUGAGUUUGGAACAUGUGGCAUGUAAGUCCAGGUGGGAACCAUGCAGUCUGGCAGGGACUGAUCCAUGUUUGAGCAAAUAUGAGGUUGUACCUCAUCACCCCGUCUUUGAGUCCGAAGUUAACAAGCUCCUGUGCCUCAAUCUCCCUGAGCCCUGUAAAAGCGAUAAAACAGAUGAAGAUGUUGAUAAGGGUUAUUUGUCCAUGUGCCUCACUCCGUCACUCCAGUCCCCGCUAGGCUGUAGUCCAAUUCUACAGGCGGCUGAGGACAAGAGCCGUCCCCCAUCCAAACUUUCUCACUCACUGAAAGGUGCAGAACCUGACCUAGGUGGACUGUCAUUGGACUCCGCUGUAGAAUCUUUUGGCGGCGAUGUGGAGGAGGUGUGGGAUAUUGGUCCCCCCGUUUUAGAAUCAUCUGUGUGCGGAAAGGAGGAGCGCAGUCUUUGGAACCCACAAAAUCCUGACAAGGAGGAGUUGUACACAUCAAGACCCAGUACCAGUCCAGUCUCCAUCCUUCCUGGGAGGCGGGUGGCACUCAACACUGAAGCAGAUUGGGAACGAGAGAAACAAAUGUAUGUCCAGCUGGUUCACAAACAUCUUAGUGAGGCUUCAGAUGCUGCUCAAGAAGCCGUUCGUGAAAUGGAAGGUCUUUUGACACAAGUGGUGUACGAUUCCUCCGGAAGACAGUGGCAACAUCUCUCUGACCUCACGCGCAGGAACUACAGGGCACACUACGUACCGAAAAUAUCCCUCGUUGAAUGGCAAGCCAAGAGCUUGGGAACGCACAAGCGUUUUGAAAAGGUGCAGAAAAUCUUUGAAAGAAGUUCCAUUUCCUAACUUUUUUUUUAAACAAUUGUUGUGAUGUAACUUUUUUUUUUAACAAUUGUUGUGAUGGUCGCACUUAUGUUUGCACUUUUUAGAAAUAAGUUUGCAGUGUUUCAAAACUAAAUGCAUGUUGUGUUUAAGGAUUACAAAUUAGAAUGCUGGAAUUAGAAAUUUUAAUGCUUUAGCAUAUGUGGACGAAAAAGCACAUCUGUUGAGUUCCUGUAGAAAUUAUACAGUUCAAUAACCAACAUUGCUUUUUGAGCAUCUUAGUAUUUGUGAUUUUACUAGAGUUCAUGUUUUGUUACAUAAAUCUUGAAAGUUAACGCAUGUUUUUGUACUUGCUGUGAGGAAUUUUCUCCUGUUCAGAUGUCCAAUCCUUUGCGUGUAUAUGUGUAUAUGCAUCAUCGGAUUAAAUGCUGUGUAAAUCAAA
Hippocampus comes (tiger tail seahorse) is the source of this 1819-nucleotide messenger RNA. RefSeq names its product askopos (gene s100pbp). The transcript has 5 exons. Lineage: Eukaryota; Metazoa; Chordata; Actinopteri; Syngnathiformes; Syngnathidae. The coding region runs from base 175 to 1401 and encodes 408 amino acids. The record is from RefSeq and is a predicted model, not a curated record. Gene Ontology annotation, molecular function: calcium-dependent protein binding.